Molecule: messenger RNA, 2258 nt
Organism: Neocloeon triangulifer
Lineage: Eukaryota; Metazoa; Arthropoda; Insecta; Ephemeroptera; Baetidae
Gene: Mer
Product: merlin
Exons: 4
Coding region: 153-1988 (611 amino acids)
Biological process (GO): regulation of cell shape; regulation of gliogenesis; positive regulation of early endosome to late endosome transport
Cellular component (GO): cytoskeleton; adherens junction; apical part of cell
Molecular function (GO): cell adhesion molecule binding; actin binding
Source: RefSeq, a predicted model, not a curated record
AGAAACAAAAAAACAUGGAGAGUUGAAGUUAGGAGCGAGGAGCGGUUCCAGUGAUUCAUUGGCAGCUUUUCCUGAAUGGCACAAGCGUUAAUCAGCUUGCAAAAUAGCCCAUUCGCGAUAUACAAUAAGAUGCGGAGAGACUGGAACUUCUAAUGCCUGAGGCCCGCCUGGCAAAGAUGCCGUUUCGCAAAGGAGCCAAGAAGUUCCCGGUCAAGCUGACCACCUUGACGGACGAGCUCGACUUUGAGCAGGACUGGAAGGCAACCGGACGCAGCCUUCUGGAGUUGGUUUGCCAAUUGAUCGGCCUGCGCGAGACCUGGUACUUUGGCCUCCAGUUCGAGCAUCCCAAUGGCUUCAACUCGUGGCUGCAAAUGGACAAGAAGGUGCGUGACCAGGUCGGCUCUGAUAAUACGUCACCGGUCAGGGUCAUGCUGCUUGCCAAACUUUACCCAGAGAAUGUAGCCGAGGAACUGCUGCAGGAGAUCACACAGCACCUUUUUUUUCUUCAAGUGAAACAGGCCAUUCUCAGCAUGGACAUCUAUUGCCCACCAGAAACCUCGGUUUUGUUAGCCUCGUAUGCUGUCCAGGCUCAAUAUGGUGACUAUGAUGAAAACACGUACCAGCCUCGCAUGCUGACCAGUGCCGAGUUAUUACCACAACGAGUGAUCAGUCAGUAUCAGAUGACCCCUGAAAUGUGGGAGGAACGAAUAAAAAUUUGGUAUGCUGACCAUCGUGGCAUGGCGCGCGACGAAGCCGAAAUGGAGUACCUGAAAAUUGCGCAGGAUCUCGAUAUGUAUGGAGUCAGCUACUUUAGCAUCUCCAAUAAGAAAAACACAGACCUCUGGCUCGGUGUGACCGCCCUUGGGCUCAACAUCUACGAGAAAGACAACAAGUUGAUCCCCAAGACGUCGUUUGCAUGGUCUGAGAUCAGAAACGUCAGUUACGAUGACAAAAAGUUCUCUAUCAAACCAGUGGACAAGAGUGCGGCAAAUUUUGUGUUCCUUUCGAAAAAAGUCAGAAUGAACAAGUUGAUCUUGGACUUGUGCAUCGGCAACCAUGACAUGUUUAUGAGAAGACGCAAACCAGACACUGUAGACGUCCAGCAAAUGAAGACGCAGGCCAAGGAGGAGAAGCUUCGUAGACAAAUUGAAAGAAAUAAAUUGUCGAAAGAAAAGCAGCUACGAGAGGCAGCAGAGCGUGAUAGGAGUGCUCUUGAAGAACGCCUUCUACAGUAUCAAGAGGAGAUUCGUUUAGCAAAUGAAGCACUUCGACGGUCAGAAGAGACAGCCGAGUUGCUGGCUGAGAAGUCAAGAGUUGCAGAAGAAGAGGCAAUGCUUUUGCAGCAGAAAGCGUCUGAGGCCGAACAAGAAGUAAAUCGGAUGCGUCUGAAUGCCAUGAAGACUGAAGAGGAGAAGAACCUUCUGGAAAGGAAAACGAGAGAUGCUGAAAUUCUAACUGCUCGGUUGGUAGAGGAAAGUGAACGCAGGGCCAUGGAGGCUGACAAGCUCAAGGAUGAGUUGACGAGGGCUCGCAAGGCAGAGAAACAGGCCAAAGAGCGCCUGCAGACGUUCCUCACCAGGAACACCCUGGUGCCAACAUUGUAUUCGGAGCCGUCGGCACAGACAACCAAAUUGGCGCAGGAUCUGAGUGCCUUGGCAAUGACGUCGCCUGUGUCUCCAAUCGGUAAUACAGGAGUGACGUCAAGUUCGUCUAGCUUCGAGUUGGUGUGUCCGGACUCUGACGUAGAGCAGCUGUCCCUGGAGAUUGAGAAGGAGCGGGUAGAGUACCUGGAGAAGAGCAAACACCUUCAAGAAGCACUCAGGUCGCUCAGAACGGAAAUCGAGGUGCUGAAGGUGGGAGAGAAAAAUUGCUCGUUGGAUGCGCUACAUGCUGAGCAAAUUCGGCUCGGUGAGGACAAAUACUCUACGUUGAGGAAGGUGAAGUCGGGAUCCACCAAAGCCAGGGUGGCCUUUUAUGAGGAUUUGUGAAUGCUGACAAGCCAAAGAUUGCCAUAUUAUAUUUUGUUUGUGAACAUUUUCAUGUUAUAUAAGAUCAUGUGCCUUUACAAUCUCAAAAGCAGCUUUCAACAGUAUUUUAUUUUUUAUUAUUACAUUACAUUUUUUUCUUUGUAAAAAGUGCAAUUUCUAGUAUGUAAUUAAUAAGUGACCUUCUGUGAAAUAUUCAAGCCGCCCUAAUUGUAUCAUGCAGCAUUUUUAACUGUGAAAUUGAAUUAUUUAUUAAUAAUUACACAAGCAUAA